Messenger RNA from Oncorhynchus tshawytscha (Chinook salmon), 5170 nucleotides. RefSeq names its product gamma-aminobutyric acid type A receptor subunit beta1 (gene gabrb1). Gene Ontology annotation, cellular component: GABA-A receptor complex; neuron projection; membrane. Gene Ontology annotation, molecular function: neurotransmitter receptor activity; extracellular ligand-gated monoatomic ion channel activity; GABA-A receptor activity. NCBI's taxonomy places the organism in Eukaryota, Metazoa, Chordata, Actinopteri, Salmoniformes, Salmonidae. Bases 679 to 2139 code for a protein of 486 amino acids. Gene Ontology annotation, biological process: signal transduction; chemical synaptic transmission; monoatomic ion transmembrane transport. The record is from RefSeq and is a predicted model, not a curated record. The transcript has 9 exons.
UAGCAUAGUCCUGUAGCACGUCAUGCAGCUGCAAGGGCCAUUGCAGCUCCAAUAGCUCAUCCUACUCUCAUUAAAUAAUUAUUGGUGCGUUGCGAUUUGUAAUGCGUUUUCUGGGUUUAAAAAAAUAAAAAUAACUUGGGCUCUAGCCCGUGACGAGUGGCGAAUGGAAUGCGCUACGAGUGAGCUCGGGCGUACAGGUACACCUCAGAAAUUGCGCAGCUCCUCAGACGUGCUUGUUUUGCACGAUGCCCCACAUAGGGCUGACUAAAGGUGAAUGGAGAGCCGCGUUCAAUGCUUAUUAUUUUAAGAUCUUCAGCCGACCAACACAGGGAUACCUGCUUGAUGCAAAUCUGCUCGGGACACUGCUGUGUCUGCUGAAAUGCUCGAAUUAGCCGGAGGUGAUGGGAUCUGCCUAGCAUAUUGAUACGGUUCAGCUACUGCAUGCAUCCCGGCGACCCCUUCUUGUGCCAGCAUCGACAGCUCAGGUGAAACGCGAAUACCGUUUUCUAUCGAAGUCGCCGAAUUUUUUACGAAAUAGCGUGUUUUUGUGCAAAUACAAUUUGAAUGUUGGUAAAACGACGCGCAUGCGUUGUCUUGGAAUAAUUGGGCAGCCUGUGACAAAGUUGCAUUUCUGAAAUCUUCGCUCAAAGUCAUCUAUCUCUCUGAUCAAAGUUAGUGAUGUGGACGGCUUUGGACCGCGGACGCUGGGAGAUUUUUUGUCUUUUCCUAAUGGUCGCCAUGGUCUGCGGCGCUCAAAGCGCCAACGAGCCUAGCAACAUGUCAUUUGUGAAAGCGACCGUGGACAAACUGCUUAAGGGGUAUGACAUUCGUCUGAGGCCUGAUUUUGGAGGUGCCCCUGUGGACGUUGGAAUGAGCAUAGAUAUCGCAAGUAUCGACAUGGUUUCUGAAGUCAACAUGGAUUACACCAUCACCAUGUACUUCCAGCAGUCCUGGAGGGACAAGCGCUUGUCCUACACAGGGAUUCCCCUCAACCUGACGCUGGACAACAGGGUGGCUGACUCGCUCUGGGUCCCUGACACCUACUUCAUCAACGAUAAGAAAUCCUUUGUGCAUGGGGUCACAGUGAAGAACAGAAUGAUCCGACUGCAUCCAGACGGAACUGUGCUCUACGGCCUCAGGAUCACCACUACGGCAGCUUGCAUGAUGGAUUUGCGUAGAUACCCUCUGGACGAGCAGAACUGCACCCUGGAGAUCGAGAGCUAUGGGUACACCACUGAUGACAUCGAGUUCUACUGGAAAGGUGAUAAUUCAGUGACUGGGGUGGAGAACAUCGAACUUCCCCAAUUCUCUAUUAUAGACUACCACAUCCAAUCCACAAAAGCAGUGUUUGCUACAGGCUCCUACCCGAGGCUCUCUCUGAGUUUUAAGCUGAAGAGGAACAUUGGCUACUUCAUCCUACAGACCUACAUGCCCUCCACCCUGAUCACCAUCCUAUCCUGGGUCUCCUUCUGGAUCAACUAUGACGCGUCUGCGGCCAGAGUCGCUUUAGGUAUAACCACUGUGCUGACCAUGACCACCAUCAACACCCACUUGAGAGAGACUUUACCCAAAAUCCCCUAUGUCAAGGCUAUAGACAUCUACCUGAUGGGCUGCUUCGUGUUUGUCUUCCUGGCCCUGCUGGAGUACGCGUUUGUUAACUACAUCUUCUUCGGUCGGGGGCCUCACUUACAGAAAAAGGUGGCGGAGAAAGCAGCUAAAACCAAUAAUGAAAACAAGAGCCGUCUGGAGAGUAACAAAGUGCAGGUGGACGCCCAUGGCAACAUCCUCCUGACCAAUCUGGAGAUCCGUAACGAGAUGGGUGGGAUGGGUGGCAUGGCCGGGAUGACCGGGGCCGAGAUGAUAGGGGCUCUCAACGACCCGCGGGCCACCAUGUUCUCCUACGACAGCGCCAGCAUACAGUACCGCAAGCCCAUGGCCAGCCGAGACCUGUAUGGUCGACCGGCCCUCGACCGGCCUGUCGGCCACAAGAAGAGUCGUUUGAGGAGGAGGGCGUCGCAGCUCAAAGUCAAGAUCCCAGACCUGACGGAUGUCAACGCCAUAGACAAGUGGUCCCGCGUCAUCUUCCCCAUCGCCUUUACCUUCUUCAACCUGGUCUACUGGAUGUACUACGUCCACUAAGGGACAUGGCUAUUCUCACUAGAGGUUUGUUUAGCUAGCUAGGUUCUUGUACAGCGAGGGUAAAAGAGAGGGGCGUUAAAUUCAGCCCCAUUUAUAUGACUUCUGUUUGAGGAAUGCGAUGCGAAGCGGAUGUCUUUUCAAUGUAAAUACAUUUUAAUAUAUUAUAUAAAUAUAUAUAUAUAAAAAAUAUAAAUUUUAUUUAAUAAAUUCUCUCACCUUUUUGCUGUAUUCAUCCGUAAAAAAAAUAGAAAUAGUGAAAAUUAGUACAGAAUUAAAGACUCGGUGAAGCCUGCAAUUUGUAAGUCUGAACUUUGUGCCAAAAAUAGACCUUGGUGACUUCAUUGUUACUCUUAGGCUGCAACUGAAUUUUAUUUAUUGGAAAUCCUGUUCUCAACUUAUUUCCUCUCAUUCUCUGCAUGCGGACUGUAACACAACUUUUAUUUGCUUCUAAAGAGAAAAAAAGCCCAGUGCAAAAACUGUGGGUAAUAACAAAGACAAUUUUCUCUUGGUUAAACCCUAUCUUGUGAUUGAAGUAAAUCCUUGCUUAUUUAAACUUCAUCCUGUGGUUUAGGAAGUCCUUGUUUGGUUGAACUCCAUCUCUGUGAAUAAGGUAGUCCUCAUUUGGUUUAACAACAUGCUAUGACUAAGUUCAUCCUCAAUGAAGUAUUAACUCUCCAUACCAUGAUUAAGGCAGUUCUCAUUAUGUUGAGUCCCCACCUUGUGACUAAGGCGGUAUUCAGCGAGUUGAAGAACAUGCUACCUUGCAUGUUCUUAAUGUGUGACAUGAUUUUGUUGGUUUAUGCUAGGUGCAUGUGCACUUACCAGCUUUUUGCACUGUAAAACAAAGCCUGUUUUCUUUCAUUUGUAUAAAAGCUUAGCAAAGCCUCCAUAGUUGAGCCUACCUGUAUUAUAAUCAUUCUACUGUGUGCUUUUGAACAACAAGCAUUGCAUUUAGCGUAAGUACAGGACAGAAGUGAAUUGGAAAUAGACUAAUCUCAAAAAACGAAAUUUGUAUCUAUUCUCACAGCGUCUGUGAGCAUGUAAAAUGUAAUUUUCUUUAAAAGAAAUCAGGUAAAGAAUGACUUAUGAUGUCACCACGCUUUCGAAACCACAUCAAAACAUGCAAGCCCUGAUAAUACAUGCUGUAGAUGGUUGAGCCAAGUGCAGCCAAGACAACAUCUUUUCAAAUACACAGUACUGUAUAGCAUAUUUGCACAAAGUAUAGUAUUCUAAAGUGCAGCUCAGCUAUUCAAAAAGUUAUUUGUUAAAUGGCAAACACUUGAAGUAGAUUUACUAACGUUAACAUUAGCAUUAUACUAAAUUCCACUCAUAAACACCUUGACCCCUGUGAAAACUGUUCUAGCAUUUAAAAAAACUGGCAUAGAAUAGCAAUAGGUGUUCUACACCUAUAAGAUUUGGCAUGGAAAUCUAUUGACCUCAUUGCUUUAGUGCAUAAAAAAAACAGGCGCAAUGGUCUAGAGUUAUUUGGAUUUCAAUGGAUUUCUUGACUCCUCUGUUAUACUACUCAAGACUGAUGAAUACUUGUAUGAACCUGAACAAUUCCCUGUAAUUCCUACUUGUUUUAUUGCUGGAUUCAUUGCGAUUGUAGAAAAAGCUGUGCUAGAAUGUCUACUAUAUUAGUUCAACAAAACAAAUAGGAUAAGUAGCUAUAGCCUAGUUGUAAAGGUGUAAUUUUGUAGCAUUAAAGGGCAGCAAUUAGUGCCAUAAUAGGUGCAUUUAGUAAGCUUAUAUAAGUAGGUUGUGUGGUUUAAAUUAAAUUAGCGUAGGUUGGACUCAUUACAUAAUUUGUAACCUCGCAAUUUGGAUGAUGGGGAAAAAAGCUAAACUGGCAACGCAGCGUUCUAUGUGAUCCUAACUUUGAUUUACACACUGAUAACAUCCUGCAGUGUUCUAUGUUUGGCUGGCCACGCCACAUCAAAAUCUGGCUAGUCCAUUUCUACAGUCCUCAGAUGAUGACAUUUUUCUCACAUUUGGAACUAAAAUAACAUUUUUUUUCUGAAUAAACAAUGGUAGCGUUUCCCUCUACAAAUAUAUCAAGAGUACUUUUCCAUGGCUAAAAUGGUUUUGCCCAUGACUAUUGCUUUGCUUAGCUAUCAAAAUGGCCAAUGACUACUUUGAUGUAACUACUUUAUUAUUAUAAUAGCGGGUGGAUUCCAAGUAGACAUCUGAACUGCUUGUGUUAUCAGGGCUUACCAAAAAAAGCUAAACCAGAUAGGCUUCUACAUGACACAAUAAGUAGCAGUGUGCUCUCUCCUCAUGGCUGAAUAUUGUGCCUUUAACAAGAAUCUCAAUAUUUUCACAGGGUUUAACUUAACUUAUAACUAGUGUGUAGAAUUUAAAACGAAUAAACUUGUACUUUUUUUUUUUUUUAGAGAAGAUUAAGAAAUGAAACUGCGGUCAACAACACAGACUGACUUUUAUGACGCUCUAAAUACAUACUCAAAGUAGGUAGUAGUCAGACAUUCCAGCAUUUAUGAUGACAAUCUGUGAAUUCAAUGCAGAAAAUGUCCUGCAAGUUUGGUUUUGUUGCUGUUACUGUCGUUGUUUUCAGGCGGAAUGGAAUUCUAUGGACUGGUGAAAAAUAAAAUUGUCUUUCCACUCAGCAGACUCUCACAUACAGAAACAGAUGGGACACAUGUUUUCUUUGGACGGCCAUAGUGAAAUGGAAGCCUUAACAACUGGCUUCCCUCAAGCUUCCAAGGGAUAAUGAAAUGUACUGAACUCUAUUGUGUGAAAUUACUGUACAAUUUUCUCUCGUGCUCUAUAUGUGCUCUCAUGUAUAAAGGAGUGUAUGUGUGUGUGAGAGAGAGUGUGUUUGAGUGUCCUGGCGUGUUUGUCAGCAAGCAUGUGUUUUUCUGCUUGGUAACAUGUGUACAAGCAAGCAUGUGCGACCGGGAAUGUGUGUGUGUGGGUGUUUGUGUGUGCGUGUAAGAGAGAACACAAUCAUACAAAUCCUUUGUUUGAGAUGGUAAGAAAUUCAAAUAAAAUAACUGACAUCUCACCAACCCAA